AUGCACAUCCUAGCCGCUAGUUUAGUAAUGUUGACCAUUUCGAGCGUGCUAAGUGCUCCAAUUAGAAACAACAGUAUCAAGGUUGAGGACCAGUAUGGCAGCCAAGAUGAGAAUGGCUUUGUAUGGGGUUACAAUUUGAGUGAUGGCCGUAAGGUAGUUCAAAAUGGUGUUAUCAGAGAGCAGACAGACGGUACAAAAAUACUUGUAUUUGAUGGAUCCUACAGCUUCAUCGGUUCCGAUGGUGUCGAAUACAUCGUUGAGUACUAUGCUGACGAAACUGGUUAUCAUCCCACGGUCAUAGUAAACAAGAAAGAGACAACUACAAAAAAGACUUUUGGAAUAGAUAAAGAAGAUUAUACACCGUUCCCUUCAACAACUACUAGACCUCCACAAGCAACGUAUAACCCGGAGAGCUCUAUAGAUCCUAAGGUAUUAGCAUCUUUGAUAGGAUAAUUAAUUCUUUUACCAACUGUACCAUUGACCUUGAAAUGAAUACACAUUUCCAAUAAAAUACAAACUAGA
Molecule: messenger RNA, 522 nt
Organism: Culex pipiens pallens (northern house mosquito)
Lineage: Eukaryota; Metazoa; Arthropoda; Insecta; Diptera; Culicidae
Product: larval cuticle protein 16/17-like
Exons: 5
Coding region: 1-453 (150 amino acids)
Cellular component (GO): chitin-based extracellular matrix
Molecular function (GO): structural constituent of chitin-based larval cuticle
Source: RefSeq, a predicted model, not a curated record